Messenger RNA from Dovyalis caffra, 231 nucleotides. Lineage: Eukaryota; Viridiplantae; Streptophyta; Magnoliopsida; Malpighiales; Salicaceae. The record is from the annotation of a GenBank genome assembly.
AUGAACAUGCAUAGGCCAAAAGCUAUGAAGAGAAUGCAACCCAAAGAAAAGCUCACGAAUAAUAUUGAGAUCGAGAGAAGUCGUCCGUCACAAAAUGAAGACCUUUUGAGGCAUCGGAAGGGAACCAACCAACUAGAACAGGAUAGGCGAGACAAAGCAUUAAAGCGAAAUGACGGGAGGGUCAUUAAAGAAAUAUCAAGGGAUACGAAAACGGUGAUUAAAUUUGAAUAA